CACUCUGUGACAACCUCUAGGAGCCAUUUAAUCACAUGCAACAAUGGCAGGCCGGGGUCUCAGGGACAGGAUGGCAAAAGGGCAAUAGCACAGUUGAAACACUUUAAAAAAACGGUCCCGUUUUAUUGGGUUAGGACUAUUUAUAAACGUAAUUUUCUCAGAGAACCAAAUAUAUGGCCUAAAUCAGAUGAAGGCUAGAUAAGGUGACCGUUGUGGAUACUACUCCCUUUAGGUGAAGGAGCAGGACACCUAUGUGCGCAGCUAACUUGAGAUGGAUGCAAUCGCCUUAGGGUUAAUUGUUUCAGGCAUUUCUAUAUUUAGACGUAUGAUUUACAGUGUUUCCACACAUGCAUGUAUCCUACAGUGCUAGACAGAUAGGAACAGCAAGGAACAACAGAAAGUUAAUAUCUUUCUCUGAGCCACGGCCUCUUCUCUCUCCCUCUCCCUUUCUCCUCACACAAAUGAGAGGCAAAUUAAUUUGGUAAUGAGAUUUGACAGAGACACUUUAGACAAAUAGAGAGAGAGAGAGAGAGAGAGAUUGCAGCAAAGGAACACGAUCAAAGCCAGGGAUAUAGGGUUUUCUUCUCCUGGUAGUUGUUGAGGAUUACAUCUGCUCACCUGAUUUCACUUCCUGUCUCCAUCGGUGACGACGUCUACCAACCGUUGCCAUGGGCGAAAUGGAGGAGCUGCGAAAGGAGGCGGACAACCUCAAAGAUCAGAUCACUGAGGCCCGAAAGGUAGUGCAGGACACCACCCUGCAGGAGGCGGUUGCCGGGACAACGCUUGUCGGACGUGUCCAGCUGAAGACCAGGAAGACGCUGAGGGGUCACCUGGCCAAGAUCUAUGCCAUGCACUGGGGCACUGACACCAAGUUGUGUGUCAGUGCCUCUCAAGAUGGAAAGCUGAUAGUAUGGGACACCUUGACCACCAACAAGGUGAGCGCCAUCCCUCUGAAGUCGUCGUGGGUGAUGACGUGUGCUUACGCGCCCUCAGGGAACAUGGUGGCGUGUGGCGGUCUCGACAACAUGUGCUCCAUCUACAACCUCAAGGGCAAGGACGGCAACGUCAAGGUCAUGCGGGAGCUGGCCGCACACACAGGUUACCUGUCCUGCUGUCGUUUCCUUAGCGACAGUGAGAUCAUCACCAGCUCUGGCGACUGCACCUGUGUUCUAUGGGACAUUGAGACAGGGACAGAGAAGACCAUCUUUGCGGGCCACUUGGGUGACUGCAUGUCCCUGGCCGUGUCCCCCGACUUCAAGAUGUUCAUCUCGGGGGCGUGUGACUUCACGGCCAAACUGUGGGACAUCAGGGAAGCCACCUGCAGACAGACAUUCAGCGGCCACGAGAGUGACAUCAACGCCAUCGGGUUCUUCCCCAAUGGUAAUGCGGUUAUAACGGGCUCAGACGAUGCCACCUGUAAGCUGUAUGACCUGAGAGCAGACCAGGAGCUCAUCACCUACCAGGACUCGGGCAUCAUGUGUGGGGUGACCUCCCUCGCCCCGUCCCUCUCCGGCCGCCUUUUACUGGCCGGAUAUGAUGACUUCAACGUCAACAUCUGGGACAUGCUUAAAGCCGAGAGAGUGGGAGUGCUGGCUGGUCAUGACAACAGGGUGAGCUGCAUCGGAGUAUCCUCGGACGGAAUGGCAUGCUGCACAGGAUCCUGGGACAGCUUCCUGAAGAUAUGGAACUGAGCCAGUCCUCUAGUCUAGAGGACAGACAGAACAGAACGAAAGACUAAGGGGAGGGGAAUAGAGGAAGAAUAUCAUGAAAACCUGGUAGAUUGACAAGAGGGAUGGGGGGGACUAGGAAGCCAUGGGUGAAAGGUUAUUUAUUUUUAUUGUGCCAAGUCUUAUUCAAUUUGAGAGAAGAAUUGUGACGAGAGAGUCUAUCGUCUCUUCCUACUUCCGACUCUAAACUUGAGUUAGGCAGGGGGGACUUUUGUAGAAAAACAUGAUCGUUGCAUCAAUGAAUGAUUGACUUUAUGUCAAGGUUCAAACUGAAUUCUAGCAUUAUAUGAAUAUAUGUCAAGGUUCAAACUGAAUUCUAGCGUUAUAUGAAUAUAUGUCAAGGUUCAAACUGAAUUCUAGCGUUAUAUGAAUAUAUGUCAAGGUUCAAACUGAAUUCUAGCAUUAUAUGAAUAUAUGUCAAGGUUCAAACUGAAUUCUAGCAUUAUAUGAAUAUAUGUCAAGGUUCAAACUGAAUUCUAGCGUUAUAUGAAUAUAUGUCAAGGUUCAAACUGAAUUCUAGCAUUAUAUGAAUAUAUGUCAAGGUUCAAACUGAAUUCUAGCAUUAUAUGAAUAUAUGUCAAGGUUCAAACUGAAUUCUAGCGUUAUAUGAAUAUAUUUCCUAUGUCAUAAGAGCAGUUGCCAAAUGGAAACGGUAGAGACUUGGAUGAAAUAACAGGAUACGACCACAAAAUAAUUGACCACCGAUAAGACUGUAGGUUUACAAUAACUAGGACGUGACAUGCUUUUAUAUUUGAGGCGAGUUAAACUGUUCGUCAGGGGAGGAAUAUGUAAGCAUCGAUUCGUUUGAAAGCGAUGUUCGUGUGUUGGUUAGAAUUCCCUUGUUGAGUUAAGUUUUUUCUAUUUUUAUGGUCACAGAAUAAAAUGGUUUAUUUAGCCUGCAGAUUUCUA
Messenger RNA from Oncorhynchus keta (chum salmon), 2636 nucleotides. RefSeq names its product guanine nucleotide-binding protein G(I)/G(S)/G(T) subunit beta-3-like. The transcript has 9 exons. Lineage: Eukaryota; Metazoa; Chordata; Actinopteri; Salmoniformes; Salmonidae. Gene Ontology annotation, biological process: G protein-coupled receptor signaling pathway. The record is from RefSeq and is a predicted model, not a curated record. Bases 669 to 1691 code for a protein of 340 amino acids. Gene Ontology annotation, cellular component: heterotrimeric G-protein complex; cytoplasm. Gene Ontology annotation, molecular function: protein binding; signaling receptor complex adaptor activity.